CGCUGAGCAAGAUAUAACAGCAUAAUAGAUGUUUAUUUAAAUUUCGUUUGACAUUUACCUGAGUUUCUUAAAUUUCGCCUGUUUAUUAUCCCAAGGUUGAAAAUUGCAAAAGCUGAUUUCGAAAAGUAAUUUUUCAAAUAUGAUGCAGUUUAUUCGACCAAACUUGAUCUUUCUUUUCCUUUUUUACCCCUUCAUAAUUGACGAUGCCUCGUCUUACGAGUCUUUCGAGUUCAUUUUGCCAGAUCCCAAAUCAGAAAAGGGAGCUGAAUGUCGCAAUUUAAACAUCUACUUCUGCAUGACUCGAUUUGUGACUUCGAGUGUCAACAGUUCUCGUGUUGCUCUGUGGAAUGACACAAUAGAGAUUGAGGUGCUAAGUCGAUACAACUACAGAAGCAUUAAUUGGUACUCAUUCGAUGAAUCUGAGAACACAGCAUGCUGCAAAUUUCAGAUCCGAACCUAUGAAAUGUUUGGUCAGGACCAUGGAAUAUCUCCUCAAGACUACAUGAACAAAAUGACAGAUUUUUCUAGCGAUGGAAAACUCUUACGACACCUCAAGGUCCGUUACGACGACUAUCUUUGCGCGAACGUCAUCAUUGGAAUAAGUUAUGGCACCAUACGUCACAAAAUUACAGUAUUUGGAGGUCACCCAGAUGCUACUUUCAUUGUUCCGUUACCUUAUGUAGGACAUCAUGUGAUAACAUUCGAAAGGAGCUUACUGAAAGAUACGCUGACCUUUGAUUGGUUCAAGCUGAAUGUGUUCUGCCCUGGGCAACCAUGGAUUUGUAUGAAGUAUCCCGUGAUAGCGCAGCAAAUCUGAUAAUCUUGUGUUUUUUUAAUUG
Molecule: messenger RNA, 839 nt
Organism: Symsagittifera roscoffensis
Lineage: Eukaryota; Metazoa; Xenacoelomorpha; Acoela; Convolutidae
Exons: 5
Coding region: 140-817 (225 amino acids)
Source: RefSeq, a predicted model, not a curated record